Messenger RNA from Colletotrichum destructivum, 1218 nucleotides. RefSeq lists its product as uncharacterized. NCBI's taxonomy places the organism in Eukaryota, Fungi, Ascomycota, Sordariomycetes, Glomerellales, Glomerellaceae. The record is from RefSeq and is a predicted model, not a curated record. The transcript has 2 exons. The coding region runs from base 1 to 1218 and encodes 405 amino acids.
AUGCUCCCCACCAUUCGGCGUCUCCUACCCCUCGCGCUGGCCGCCCUGUUGUCCCACGCCGGCUUAAGCAACUUUGUCAGCGCAAACUCCGUCUCGGCCAGAAUGGACAGCACCACGGCCGUCGGAACAAACCCCAUCGUUGACCCCAAGGUUGAGUACUUGGGCCUCCAAAAGGCCAACAACAGCUGCUCGCACCGCGACCUGGGCUUCACCGGCGCCAUCGCGGGCAAGUGGUACGCCGUCUGGGGCGACGUGCUCUGGUGCGACGCGGGCGUGACGGACCCCGAGAGGGACACGCCCGGGUUCCACGGCAUGGUCCGCGACGCCGUGUCGGCGACGACGGGCGACCCGCUGCUGGUGCACGACCUGAACCUGGGGGAUAAUCAGCGGCAGCGACAGUUCAUCCCGUUCAACGCCUCUUGGGGCGAGAAGUUCGAUACCGGGUUUGGGGGCACAAGUCUGGUUGAGACCGAUGCUGCUACGGGGACCGGCGCCGUCUUCUACUUGGUUGUAAGUCUUAUCCAUCUGCCGCGUUCAUCAACCGUCCACGUCGUGAGUGGUCUGGCUAAUGGCCCCAAGAACCAAAACGCGGCAGGCCUCGUCGGAGCCGGCAUCGCCAGGGUCGACGUCAUCGACGGCACGCCAACUGUGACCCGUCGGCACGGCGAAAGAGGCUACUGGUGGCCCGCUGACAGCAGUCCGCGGUACGGCGACAUAGCGGCGUUCCGCGACCCACGGUCCGACUAUAUCUACGCCUGGGGCGGCCCGCCGACGACCAUCGCCCGCAGCGACUGGGUGCAGAGCAGCUACGUGUACAUGGUACGCGUCAAGGCGCACGAGGCCUUUGACCUGUCUCGGUACGAGUACUGGUGGGGCCGGCAGCGCGGGUGGAGGACGGAACGGCUGACGGUCUUCACGGCCGAGACGGCCGCCCUGUGGGGCACCGGGCAGGGGCAGGUAGUGUGGAACGAGUUCUACCGCUGCUAUAUCUUUGUCCAUCUGGGUAUCGGCGGCGGUACGGUGUUUCUGCGGACGGCUCCAGCCCCCGAGGGCCCCUGGACGCCGGACGUUAAGAUCUUCGAGGCGGCGCCGAUUAACGGCGGGCUGGUGUACGCCGGAGUCGCUCACCCGUACCUCGACGAGACCGGAAGGACGCUGGUAAUCUCCUUCACCAACAACAACAGGAUCCAGGUGAUCAAGGCGACAUUUUCCCAGUGA